AUGGAAUCAUCAGAUGAGGCUCGGCGGCGAUUGAUCCAACAGCGGCAGAUGGCGCUGCAGGCUGCCAGGAAGCUUCAGCUGGAGCAAACCGGCAGAGUAGCUCAGAUGGGCAUGGCUCAUGACGACAUCCCCAUCACCGACGCUGGCGAUCUCAGUCUCUUCAACGGCCAUGCCGGGACCUCGCACCCAGACUUUGCAGCCUUCCAGUCUGCCUGCAGAAACGGGUCCUUCGCUGCCGUCGAGGCCAUGGUGACGUCAAAGCCUCGCAGCAAGGCCUACCUGCACCAAGGUCUAGUCCAGGCCCUCGCAGUGGGCAACGUCGACGCUGCAGGCUGCCUGCUUGCCAACGGCGCGCCAAUCACUCGCCAGACGCCGCCACACGUCCUCUCGGCCCCUGAGAUCUACAAGAUCCCUCUGUUCGAGCUGCUCUUCCAGCACGGCUGGACUCCGAACUUGCCCGGCUUCUACGGCGCCACACUCCUCCCGAGGCUCGUCACCUCCCCGGCCCUCCUCACGUGGUUCCUCGACCACGGCGCCGAUCCAAACCUCGGCCAACAGCGCGACUACCGCGACCGAUGGGGCGCGCCCGACGCGGACUCGUGUCUUGCGCUCGAGACCGCGGCGGCACGCGGGACCGUCGAGUCGGUGCGGCAGCUGCUCGACGCCGGCGCCAAGAUCGCCAACGGUGGCCCGCUGUACGUCGCGGCUGGAGCGUGCCCCCCCGAUGCGGACCCGCGCGCAGGACCGGUGACGCCGAGUCGGGAGUUUGACGAGGGCAGGAUCCCGAUCAUGGCGCUUCUAGUCGAGCGCGGCGCCGACGUCAACGGGAAGCUCGAGACUCGGCACGUAACUGCGCAGUACCCGCUCGUGACUGCCGUCAUGGCUCGGGCUGUGGAGAGGGUCAAGUGGCUGCUGAGUCGGGGAGCUGAUCCCAGGCUGAGAGGUUAUUUUGGCAGCGCUGUCGAAUACGCCGAGAAGCUCGGGAGCGAGGAGAUGAAGUCGGCCCUCGGGAUCAGUACGGCAGAGCCGCAGUAG
Thyridium curvatum is the source of this 1035-nucleotide messenger RNA. RefSeq lists its product as uncharacterized. Bases 1 to 1035 code for a protein of 344 amino acids. NCBI's taxonomy places the organism in Eukaryota, Fungi, Ascomycota, Sordariomycetes, Thyridiales, Thyridiaceae. The record is from RefSeq and is a predicted model, not a curated record. The transcript has a single exon.